AUGGCGAACAAGACGGAGCUCCAGGUGACAGACCAAACCUCCUCCCCUGAGGAGGAGCUGAAGAAACCCGCUGGCCGCCGGACCCGCCGCCGAGGCGCCGCCACCUUAGGAAGGCGGAGCCAGAGAGGGAAGAGGCGGGGCCCUGCGGACAAGAGGGGGGCCGGGCGAGAAGAGGCGUGGUCAGAAGGAAAAGAGGCGGGGUCAGGAGGAGAAGAAGGAGGGGGUGACAGUGAAGAGGAUGUGGAGCGGUGGAAAGCGACAGUACGCGUGUUCUGCCGGCGGCCGCAGGUGAAGAUCGCUCGUCACCUGCUGAGGAAGCACGCUGACCAACAGGAAGUGAUGGCUGCCAGCACGCUGCCGACGGGCUCCAAACAGCGCCACCUGCUGCUGGAGCAUCUGCGCUGUAGAGGCAACUACCUGCAUAACAUCGAGGUGAUCAGGCAGGGCAGUGACCCCCCCGCCUCCACAGGAGAGUCCACCGCUGAGCCCAUAAAGGAUUCAGCAUCUGACUCCACAGGUGAGUCGGUCUGUGAUCGAGCAGACGACAGGACCUCCAAGUCCACAGAGGACUCACCAUCUGAUCCCUCAGGAGACGCAGUCACAACGGAACAGACUGGGAACUCUGAGACUGGGUCCAAACGGGCCAUGACUUCUGAACACAGUGGGGAUCAGAACGCAACCUCUGACCCUGCAGCGGACCGGCCAAGGAAGCGCAGCAGGGUCCAGGCUGCAGCUUCCCGCCUCCUCCCAAUUUCCAGUGGAGCAUCUGAAAGCUGCAGUGAAGUCCUGCACCGCAUGAACCAGGACUACAUCUCACAUCAGGUCAAAUCUGAUUGGUUGAUCUGUAAAUAUGGAAACAAGUUGAUGGGGAACCAAGAUGGCAGCCAGAAGAGGUACGAUUACGUCAGUCAGAAACUGAGGGAGCUCGGGCGGUUCCUCCUGGCUGCUAAAUCUCUGGACUCUGACAUUCAGACCCUGCAGGAUGUCCUCGCUCCAGGUCGCCUCAGCCUGGCGCUGGCCGCUGCCAGAAAGGCAUCCGGGUACCGGUGGAGCCGCCCUCCUCUGGCGGUGAAGACGACUCUGAAGACGGUUUGUGAGAUUGCCAUCGGAGAGAGUCUGCAGGACGGAGACUGGGAGGCAGCAGCCAAAACCACCGACUUCUACCACAUGCUGGGACGAGAGUGGGACAACCUAGGGCUAUUAAACCCUGAUCCUGACACAGCUGCUCCAGAGGGAGGAUCCAGCUGA
Messenger RNA from Lates calcarifer (barramundi perch), 1248 nucleotides. RefSeq lists its product as uncharacterized. The record is from RefSeq and is a predicted model, not a curated record. NCBI's taxonomy places the organism in Eukaryota, Metazoa, Chordata, Actinopteri, Centropomidae. The transcript is spliced from 5 exons. Bases 1 to 1248 code for a protein of 415 amino acids.